Messenger RNA from Chrysemys picta bellii (western painted turtle), 4124 nucleotides. NCBI's taxonomy places the organism in Eukaryota, Metazoa, Chordata, Testudines, Emydidae. The record is from RefSeq and is a predicted model, not a curated record.
UUUAUCUUCACACAUCAGCACUGUGAGGAGAGCCAAUGAACGGAAGGCAGAGCUGCUCAAUCUGUUUCCUCAAUGUUCGCUUUGGCUCUCAGCACAGGAAGCCUAGUGUCAUGAAAAGGCAGAAGAAGGAGCCUCUCCACCUCCAAGGAGCUAAUCAGUCAGGAGCAGGCGGAGUUGGGGUGGAGGAGAGGUGGGGAAGUGGAAGAGGGAACAGAGACACUGGCUGGCAAGGACACACUGUCACAGAGGGAAGCUCCCCACGUCUGCAGCUGGGCUUACAGCAGGAUGGAUGGAGCAAGUGAGCUGUGUGAGCGAUGAAAGCAAAAGCUGACAUGAAUUGUGUUGGGAAGACUUUUUGUGCCUUCAUUCUGCUCACCGUCGCUGUGGCCAUGGUAACAAUGGAUGCCAGAGUAUCUAAAAUAGCUGGUUCCAGCAUUAAUCUGAACUGUAGUAACGUUUCAAUGGUGAAUCUGGUAGCAGUAAUAUGGAAGAUAAGACCAAGGACUGGAAAUCACUGCAUACUGGGAUACAGACGUGAUCUGAACAAGACAAACAGAACAAACUGCAGUGAGAGAAUGGAUUGGAAAUAUAGUCCUGAAACUGAUAGUGCACUUCAGAUACGGCAAGUGACACUCACAGAUGAGGGAUGUUAUAGCUGUGAAACUUCAACCAGCGAUGGAAAUUUCAAUCAAGCCUACACUCUGACUGUAUUAAGUAACUCCAAAGAAACUAGUAUCACCUGCCUGGUCUCUCAUCCGGCUUGGAACACGAGCCAAUCCAAGGAAUGCCCAUCAGACAAUGGAAACAUGUUUCUUCAGUAUUUCGCCAUCUCUGCUGGUCUCCUGGGCAUCCUCUUCAUUCUGGCUUUCAUUUUCCUCUGUAAACUCCACCAUGGCAGAAUUUGUUAUAAGUCCAAAAUCCCUGAGUCUGCUCCCACACACAACGUGCAGGAUAGUAUUGAGCAGCAGGAGUUGGAGCCGUACGCCAGCUACGUGCAGAAGGAAAACAUGAUCUACAACACAGUGUAUGAAGUAACAGUGAGUGAAGAACUCCCACCAGGGCUCCAGUCAGCAACGUGAGAAUCCAGCUGGGCCCAACUCACCACCUGUGUGAAGAAGGGGAACAGGUUGCAGGGAAGAUUAAUGAUACUGGAUUCCUUCCAGAAAAGGAUCUCCAUCACCAAAUACUUUCUUCAUGGGAAGCAAGGAUCUGCAUAGCCACUGGGUGUCUCCAAACAUAUCUGCCUGCUGAUCAAUUCCUCUUGUUUCCUCUUUCCCUUUUUGUCACCCCCGUCCCCAUCCUGGGAAUUGAGUAGCACUGUGAAGGAUGGAGUGACCUGCUGCCAUUGGUUUCACCAUGGACAGCUCUUGUGCUCACAGGUCCCCACUGGCUGCCCUGACUUCAGCAAUCCAAAAAUCUGACAUUCAGUUUUGGACAUUAGUUCUGUGUCACUUUGUGAGGGGGAGGAGGAGUGAAACACCCACUGACCAAGUCUACUGUAAUAAUAAGGGCACUGGUUACUAGACGAGAGAUCAGCUGGAAUGGGAGAUCAGCUGAGUAUCUCCUUAUCCUCCCAAUCCUGAGAAGAAACACUCUCUAUUGAGGAGGUCCAUUGUGUAGGAUGAUGGUUCACAGACAUGCUGAAUAACUUGUCAGGUCCCCCAUUGAACACAAAAUGUUUUCUAUAAUCUGUACUAAGUUACAAGUCAUUCUCAGGAGUCUUCCCCUGGUGGAAUCUCCUCCUUCAGGGAGCACAGGCAUUAACAUACUGCAAUAGCAUAAUGGUCCAGCCACUCCAUUAAUCUGUUUCUAACAGUGGCCAAUGCUAAAUGUUUCAGGAAAAGAAGCAAAACAUCAAUAAUGCGUCUACUGGGAUUGUGCAAUAAUGGACCAAGCCAGGGUAAUUUCUCCCUGACCUCAGCUGGUACUCAAUUUAUCUUGAAGCAUAAGGCUUGCUGGCCCUUGUAAUAUUUAUUUUAGCUAAUGUUAAUUGCAGAAGGGGGUUUUGAAACCUUUCAUUGAAUCUUAUUAAGCUAUUUUGUCUAAGUAUAAUUGCAGCACACGGUUAAUUUACUUCAUAUAAAAAUGAGUUUAUCCAUUUCAAACAUGUUAUCUUUUAAUUUCAUCAAAGUGCCUCUUGUCCAUGUGUUAUUGACAGAGAUAAAUAGGACAAGGCAGUUGUCCUCUCUGCCAGUGUUUCUCAACCUUAUUGGGUGGGUGAGCCCUUAAUUGAAAUAAAAAAAUGUAAUGACCUCUUUUCUUUACUAUAAAAGUAAGAGUAAAAAAAAUGUAUUUAUGCUAAGCCUGUAUGAUCUGUUUGCGUGUACUCACUGAGAGGUUGACAGAGGCCACCUGACCUUGAAGGGGAAGGGUGUGCAGGCCAUGGGGAUGGGAGGGUAAAAUUUUCUUUGCUUUAGACUGUAAUACAAUUUUCAACAUCUCGUGAUCCCCUGAUAGCCUUUUGUGACCCUCCCGGAUGAGAAAAAACAUGGCUCUCUAUUGGUCUCCUUUCCAAGCUGCUGUAAAUAGCCCUUGACUCAAACCUUUCCUCCUAUGGAAGAGCUACCCCACUCCUCAAUCUCCUAAACACACCUGUUGCCCUUCUCCAUUUCUGAUGUGUCCUUUUUGCAUAGAGGUGGCCAGAGCUGGACACUGAAUUCAAGGUGAGGAAGUACCUUGGCUUGGAAUUUCCCAGGAACCUAAAGGCGUUUAGCACCCAACUCCCAAUGGAUUGCAAUGGGACAUGGCCACCAAACUCCUCUGGGCUUCUUUGAAAGUCCCAAUCAUCAUAGAAGUGACAUUGUCAUAACAAUCUCUGUUGCUGUCUUAAUAUAUCCAGAGAUCCAUUCCCUUUUUGCCCACCCGUGGGUGUUGAGCAGUCACCCUCACUGCAUUGUCAACAAGACCGAUUUUUUUCCCUUGAGCCUAUAGCUGUUGUAGAUCAGAGCCCAGCAGUGUAUAGCAGAUUGCCUCUUUCAGUGUACACUACCUUGCAUGUGUCUAAAUUGGAUUCCACCUGCCAGCCUGUUGCCCAGUUACCUAGUUUUGUUAGGCCUUUCAGGAGUUAUUCAUAUGCCUUGAUCUGCUUGACUAAGUCAAUUUAAUUUUUUCCAGGCCCAGUCUCUUGCUGCUAUUAAACAGUCUGGUUUUUCUCACUCUUUCUGGCUGUAGGUUACAUAGACUAUCCCUUCUUUGCACAAAAGCCACAUCUCCCACAACACCAGAGAGCUUAGGUCAGGGAGUCCCACCGGUUGCUUCUGCAGAAGUCAGCACUUUGCAUCCUGACUUGAGGGCUAACCACAUCCCUCUGGGCCUCAUGCUGUGUUAGCCAGCACAGCAACUUGUCCCCCCUCUGUAGAGCUAGACAGGAAUGCUGCCCUGUAGCUGCAUGAUUGUUUAACCCAGGCCAGGACUUAGCCAGACCUUGUAUGGUAAAUUGUACAGCGCAGGCUCUCAGCCUGACUCUGUGACCUGGAGAGCCAAGACACUUGACUGGCCACAUGUGAGUUAAGCAUCUUUACUACACACAAGUCCUCUCUUUUUUCUGAUGUGAAGAACAUCACCAGUUUGGGGUGGAGUUUCUCCCUGCUCUUUUCCUCCAUCACUAGUGCACCCGUGCACAUUCCUUUCCUUGCAGUUCAGUGCCACUGUGCUGAAGCCACCCUGCAAGCAAGCAGGGGUGUUACAUUUAAUUCUGCACAAUUGACUGUUACUUAGUGGCUCAACCAUGCGGGCUUCCUAAACCAGCUCAGAUGUUACAGAGUCACAAAAGGAGACACUGCCUUUUAGUGUUGUAUUAGAUCAGUGGUUUUCAACCUUUUUUUCAUUUGCAGAUCCCUAGAACAUUUCCAGUGGAGGUGCAAACCCCUUUGGAAAUUUAAUCUGUGCUCCAUGGACCCCUACCAUAAAAGUCUUAGACUGUAAAUUGACUGAACAGAAUUCAACUAUGUUGCAUGUGCUUGGCUCGGCAUUUAACACAGCAUGAGAAAGGCGCAAAACUGUGGGUUUCUAUGGUAGCAACAACAAUUCCAGGUUUUGACCUGUAGGUGGGGUAUUCACAUACUUCUGAUCAAUCAGAAAAACAGAACGCCUUUCUGGGAUCUGAAACUUUAUUUUCAGUUACC